AUGGGUUCGAGUAAGGAUCCGAAACGUCAGGCAAAUAAAUUUCUUGUUCCGGUGAUCGCAUCUUCAUCUUCUGAACUGCUACCUGGAACUCGCCUGUUCGCUUCUAUCAGCGAUGAUGAUAAUAAUAAUGGUGGUAGUGGUGGUAUUGGUGGUGGUGGUGAUGCUGAUGAUGAUGAUGAUGAUGAGGAGGAGGAGGAGGAGGAGGAGGAUGAUGGUGGUGGUGGGGUCGAGUGA
Messenger RNA from Spirometra erinaceieuropaei, 234 nucleotides. The record is from the annotation of a GenBank genome assembly. NCBI's taxonomy places the organism in Eukaryota, Metazoa, Platyhelminthes, Cestoda, Diphyllobothriidea, Diphyllobothriidae.